Messenger RNA from Papaver somniferum (opium poppy), 1243 nucleotides. RefSeq names its product pentatricopeptide repeat-containing protein At1g62350-like. Gene Ontology annotation, molecular function: RNA binding; protein binding. Lineage: Eukaryota; Viridiplantae; Streptophyta; Magnoliopsida; Ranunculales; Papaveraceae. The record is from RefSeq and is a predicted model, not a curated record. The coding region runs from base 102 to 884 and encodes 260 amino acids. Gene Ontology annotation, biological process: Group II intron splicing; chloroplast organization. The transcript is spliced from 3 exons.
UUCUUUAGAAACCCAUAACAGCGGUGGUUCCGUUAACACCAAAACCCCAAUCUUUCACUCAAUUCUACUCCUUUUCUCCCUCUAGGAGCUCUCACCCCAACAUGAAUACUCUUCAAAUUGGAAUUCCCAAAAUGGGUUUCACAGAAACCACCACCAGAUUUCUUCUCCACAACCCGAACCACCACCUCCCAUGUUCUUCUUCUAUGGUGGUAUCCGUUUCAAGCAGUGGGUUUUCAAGGAAAUCAACAAUUGUGUGUGGAUUGAGAAGUGGACCAAGAAAAUCAUUAUGGAGGUCAAGGGUUUUAUCAUCAGAAGCCAUACAAGCUGUUCAUUCAUUAAAGUUAGCAAGAAAUUCAGAUAAAUUAGAUGAGGUUUUUAGUAAUAGAUUAAGUAGGUUAUUGAAGGAGGAUUUGAUUGCUACUUUGACUGAAUUGCAGAGACAAAAUGAAUUAGAAUUAUCCCUAAAGGUUUUUGGGUUUGUCCGCAAAGAGCUGUGGUACAAACCUGAUUUAUCCUUAUAUUCUGACUUGAUAUACAUGUUUGGUAAAAACAAACUGAUUGAGACAGCUGAAGAACUUUUCUUAGAACUACAGAGAGAAGGUCUGAAGCCUAAUACCAGGACUUACACAGAGAUGAUUGGAGCGUUUAUACAAGUGGACAUGAUAGAGAAAGCAAUGGGGUUAUAUGCCUCAAUGAAGGAAUCUGGCUGUGCUCCAGAUAAGUUAACAUUAACCAUAUUGAUAAGGAACCUUGAGAAAGCUGGUGAAGAAGAACUAGCCUCUACAGUAAAAAAGGAUUGCGAAGAAUAUGUCGAGAACCCAGAGGAAUUCCUUAUAGAAGUGGCAAAAAAUUAUCCAAAGAGAAAAGCAAUUGUGUUAGUCUAAAGACUUUCUGUCACAAGAUAAGAUCCUGAGAAAGUAUGUGUAUAAUUUCCCCAGAAGACCAGUGAAGGUGUGAAUAUUUCUCGAAGAUGAAUAGAAUGACUUAUAUGAAGACAGUCAGACAGAGAAUUCCAUGUGCUGCAGAUGUGCAAGCUUCAAGCUCUCUCUUUUACUUGCAUCUUGUAACAGAUAGGAAGUAGAUCAGUUUAGCAUCUCCGUGUACAUUGUAAAAAGUAGAUUCGUAUAAUUUCUGGGAUCUUGCAUAUCGUUGUUACAGUAAAAAGUAGAUUCGUAAAAAGUAGAAAUUGGUGUAAUCACAUUGUUUUGAUUCUCUCAUUUCCUAAGUUUUUAGUUUCUGUUUC